Molecule: messenger RNA, 6060 nt
Organism: Austrofundulus limnaeus
Lineage: Eukaryota; Metazoa; Chordata; Actinopteri; Cyprinodontiformes; Rivulidae
Gene: kmt2e
Product: lysine (K)-specific methyltransferase 2E
Biological process (GO): regulation of DNA-templated transcription
Cellular component (GO): Rpd3L-Expanded complex; Set3 complex
Source: RefSeq, a predicted model, not a curated record
AGGCGGAGUCUCAGCAGUCCUGGCAGGGCCGCCAUUUUUGCAAAGGGAAAAGAGACUGGUUUGAGGGGAUCUAAUUUCUAAAAAGUCGCCGUUGACUGGGGCUCAGUUUUAUCGGUUACGAAUUAUUUAAUUCUCACGUGCGCGUAUAACGAAAUUAACGCUUUUCCCGUUAAUCUCGAGAGAACGCGAUUAUUACCAACAUUUAAAGCUUGGCUGGGAAUCCGCAGUGUGUGUGGACUGAAGUAUUGUUUUGGUUGUGGAAGAUGCGACUGGGGUCUUACCCAGGUCCCCUAUUCGCUAUUUAAAUCUUCCAGAGUGGACUUGAAACGGCCUUGUGGAUGCACUUAGAUGUCUGCAAUGACUGCUGUGGCUGGCAUGCCUCAGUGUUUUGGACUCCCUUUCUCUGGACUCAGUAGGACAAGAACUGAUCAGCAGAGAACGUCAUGAGCAUAGUCAUCCCAGUAGGGGUGGACACAGCAGACACCUCGUACCUGGACAUGGCUGCAGGCUCAGAACCAGAAUCGGUGGAGGCCAGCCCUGUGGUAGUGGAAAAGUCCAGCUACCCCCACCAGAUUUACAGCAGCAGUUCUCACCAUUCCCACAGUUACAUUGGCCUGCCUUAUGCUGACCAUAAUUAUGGGGCGCGACCCCCACCUACGCCGCCGGCCUCCCCUCCACCCUCCAUGCUGAUCCGACAAGGAGAGGGGGGACUGUUUGUUUCAGGGGGACAGGAUGAAGCAUCCAGGGGCACCACCCUCAGCACCUCAGAAGAUGGCAGCUACGGGGCUGACAUCACUCGCUGCAUCUGUGGCUUCACCCACGAUGAUGGCUACAUGAUCUGUUGUGACAAGUGCAGUGCCUGGCAGCACAUAGACUGCAUGGGCAUUGACAGGCAGAACAUUCCUGAAACCUACCUGUGUGAACGGUGCCAACCACGACAUCUGGAUAGAGAGAGAGCCAUCCUGCUUCAGACCAGGAAAAGAGAGUGCCUAUCCGAUGGGGACACCAGUGCUACAGAGAGUGGAGAUGAGGUUCCGUUAGAGCUCUACUCCACCUUCCAACACACGCCUACCACCAUCACCCUGACUACUGGGCGCCUUGGCAAUAAGCAGGCUGACAAGAAGCGCAAAAAAAGUGGCGAUAAAGAACCGCCAGCAUCCUCUGCCCGUGCAAAAAAGGCCUUCAGAGAGGGAUCCAGAAAGUCCUCAAGAGUGAAGGGUGCAGCUCCGGAGCAGGAGCCAGCAGAGCACCCGUCUCUGUGGGAGAAUAAAAUCAAGACGUGGAUGGAGCGUUACGAGGAGGCCAGCAGCAAUCAGUACAGCGAAGACGUUCAGGUCCUGUUGCGUGUUAAAGAGCAAGGCGACGGCAAGAGCCUGGCGUACAACACACACCCAGCUUCUUUUAAACCUCCAGUGGAGAGUCAAGUUCAAAAGAACAAGAAAAUCCUCAAGGCGGUGCGAGACUUGGCCCCAGACUCCCUCAUCAUCGAAUACAGGGGAAAGUUUAUGCUUCGACAGCAGUUCGAGGCCAACGGAUACUUUUUCAAGAGGCCGUACCCAUUUGUGUUAUUCUACUCGAAAUUUGACGGAGUGGAGAUGUGCGUAGAUGCUCGCAGCUUUGGCAACGAAGCGCGUUUCAUCCGUCGCUCUUGCACCCCAAAUUCUGAAGUUCGGCACGUUAUUGAGGAUGGAAUGCUACAUUUAUACAUUUACUCACUGCGGCCCAUCCCCAAAGGCACAGAGAUCACAAUUGGUUUUGAUUUCGACUAUGGCAACUGUAAAUACAAAGUAGACUGUGCGUGCGUGAAGGGGAACCAGGAAUGCCCGGUGCUGAAGCACAACCAAGAGCCCACUGAGAACCUGAGCUCCGGAGUCAGACGCAGAGGGAGCCGCAAAGACUCGGUUCGGGAUGACCCGGCCCAGAACCAGAACUUGGCUUUGGACGGAGAGGGGAAGGGCAAAAGCUUAGGAGACGGCAAACAGAGGAAACUCUCGCCGCUUCGCCUCUCCAUCUCAAACAACCAGGAUCCUGAGUUAUUUGAGGAUCUAGAAGACAAAACCUCCAUUAGCAAUGAAGUAGAGAUGGAGUCAGAGGAGCAGAUUGCAGAGAGGAGGAGGAAGAUGACACGAGAGGAGAGGAAGAUGGAGGCCAUCCUUCAAGCGUUCGCYCGAAUGGAGAAGAGAGAGAAGCGCAGGGAGCAGGCCCUGGAGCGGAUCGGCACGAAGACAGAAGUGGGAGCCCGCAGCGACAUAAAAGAGGAACCUCCCUCCACGCCGGAAACAGCAGAUUCUCCRGCUGUCAUGCAGCCACCGCUUGAAAUAAAGGAGGAGCCGGGCCUGAAGCCAGCCAAGGUGAAGCCGUCACGGAACAGGAAGAGUUUCUCAAGAAGCCGGACUCACAUCGGCCAGCAGCGGCGGCGAGCACGCACCAUCAGCACCUGUUCCGACCUGACUCCCAGCUCUCCGGCUGAACCCGUGGAGCCUCUGAGCAGUGAAGCACCCGAAGGAGAGAGCCCUUUAGCGCCAGAGCCAGACACCCUCGUGUCACACGUCCCGGACAGCAGCCCCCCACACAGCAGCUCGCCGGCUCCUGACAGGAACCGCCCGGGGAGCAAGAACUUCAAAACAAAAAAGAUUGUCGUGAGUGAGUGGGUGGGAGAGAAGCAGCAGGACCGGGGCGCGGUACGGACCCCCGAACCAGCCCCCGAGAGGCCGCUGAGAAUAAGCAGCGACCCCGAAGUGCUCGCCACUCAGCUGAACGCCUUACCAGGCAUGACCUGCUCCCCGCAGGUUUACAGCACGCCCAAACACUACGUCCGCUUCUCGUCCCCCUUCCUGGCCAACCGCAGCCCCACCACUCCCGGAGUCCCCACCGGGAGGCGGCGCUCUCGAGAGCUGCCGGAGACGCCGCCGACAACCGGCUCCUGCAAGAAGCGAUGGUUGAAGCAGGCCUUAGAGGAGGAGGGGUCCACCAGUCCAGCCAGACGCUCCAGCAUCCUGAUGUCCAGUGACGGCCCCCUCAGCCCCUCCAUUAACGGUGACUCAGACAGUCCUGUACUCUACAACGGCACUUGUUCCAUACCAGAGUUGCCCACCCCUUUGAAAAAGCGCAGAUUGAGCCCCUUAGACGCCUGCAUAUCUGAGAGCUCGACGCCCUACGGUUCCCCCUGUGCCACGCCCACCCGGGUGGAUCAGUCCGAGGCGCCCGGAACGCCCGCCUUACUGACCACCCCGCCUCGGCCCCGAACAGAGGAGCCGAGUACAGAGCCCCUGCCCAGCACCCCAACAAACACACUUAGUGCACCUCAGGAGAAUGAAUCUUCAGAAGAAAAUUCACCAGAGGUCAUCCGGAAACCAUGUUUGCAAGAGGCCGAUCRUCCUCCUUCGUUGGUUUCCUCUCCCUGCAUCAGAGCUCCCGCUGCAGACGUACUCUCUACAGAAGUCAAAGUCCCUGUUUCAGAGAGUCCACAGCUUCCAGCUCCAGACUUGGUGGACCCCGAGGAGGACCGAACAGAUGGCGGGGUCAUAGAAAGUCCAAGCGAGGCGUCUUUAAAUACAGAAACGUGUGCUUCCUCUUACUCCGGGUGGAUCAAAAGCCCGGACAGAGGCCCGACUGGACCAGCUGGCCUGAACUUUUCUCCAGUCAACUCAAACUUAAGGGACCUCACCCCCUCCCACACCCUGGAGCCCCUGGCAGCUCCCUUUAGGCCCGAGCCCUCAGCAGGGCCCUCCACAGGAACGGGGUCACUGGCUGGCUCACAGCCUCCGUUCGGCGACACCCAGGGGCCGAUCUUCUACCCCUGCUCUGACGAGGGGCCCGUGCUGGCCRUGUCACGCUCGCUGAACGGGGACGGCAGCGGGGAUGGGGGGUCGGCACAGAACCCUCCACAAAAGAAAAAGGUUUCCCUGCUGGAGUAUCGCAAGCGACAGCGAGAAGCUCGCCGCAGUGGCUCCAAGACCGAGUGCAGCUCCCCCGUUUCCACCGUGCCGCCUUUGACCGUGGACGUCUUCCCCGUGACUCUAGAACCGCCCAGCGAGCCCCCUGUACCCCCUGUACCCCCUGCUCCCCCAGCUCCCRUCAACACCCCGGUGAAGGAGCCUCAGACGAGCGAGGAGAGGGAGGGAGUCGGAGAGAAGGAGGGAGGAGAUGGGCAGUGGACGUCGUCAACUUCUGUAGAACAGGCGAGGGAGCGCGGGUAUCACAGAGCUCUGCUGCUCAGCAAAGACAAAGACACAGAUGGUGAGACGGAAGGAGAGACGACUGCAGUGAGAGAGUGUGCAUCGCCAAGUCUCCAGAAAACCCCCACCCACACACCCUGCUCUCCUGGUGGCCCUGCUCAGCCUUCCAGUCGACCGGUGGUGGAAGACGACAGCGACGGUCAAGCUUGGGUGGCAAACUCGAUCAACAAGCACCCAGGACCCAAACCUGCCCCCGUUACCCCCACAAAGUUGCACCCCACCCCGCUGCCCUCCUCUCCUGUCCAUUACCCAGGCCCCUCCCUCCUCCACUCCCCCAAACCUCAGCCUCAGGGGUCGCCCUACCGCAGCCAGAGGGCGCUGUUCUCAACCCCACCUCAAACCCAGCCUCAGGCUCAGCCGGGCCCCGCCCCCUUCCCCCAGUACACGGCCCAGAGCGCGCCCCCACCGCCUCCAACACCCCGCUGCAGCCCCACCACUAUCAGAACUUAGGGGGGUUUCAGCCAGCGUUGAUGCACCCGGGCGCCACGGCGGGCGCUUCAGUACCCCCAUCCACGUACCCCGCGAACCUUCAGCAGUCCGGACUGCCUCCUCCUCCCCCGCCUCCACCSCAACAGACUCAACAAGGCCAGGCACAGGCCGCCGCCCCCCAGAUGCCUUCUGGGACUCGUGGAGCUCCCGCGUCCUCGACCCCAUUCCACAGCUCGGGGUACCUGAGCACCGGGUGGCACUGACACCCCCCCUCAUAUUCAGCCCUUAAGAACUCUACCCGAGAGGGGCGUGUACCAUAAGCUGUAGAUACGUUUUCUAUGUACCUGAACACGUGGCCAGUGGAAAAAAACAGCUGAUUGUGGGAUAAAAGGGUACUUUAAAGAAAAWAAGAAAAACAAGGACAGGAAAUUUUCAGGAAAAAAACAGACGGUGAAAUUAAAAAAAAUCUUCAAGACAAACUGUUGGAAAUGAAGAUGGACAAUCCUCCCCUGGUGCUCAUAAUCCUCUCUGGCCUCCAUUUGUUUUGUUUUUAUAAGAUGGAGAGGAAAUCGGUUCUGUCUUGUUUGGAAUCCCAUUUUAAAGGCCCCACACCUUGUUUAUAAAUGGACAUUCCAGCCUCUUUAUCUCCCUCUUUUUUUUUUUUAAACCAGUUAUUCAUUAUACUUCCUCUUGUCAGCUCCUGUACACAGUUAACGUUUUAUUCUAGUGGCUCAUUAUAGCAAAGAGAAAGCUUUUUGUAUAGAAAAAAAAACAUAAUUAUUUUUUUUAAUCCUCUGUCUAACAACAAAAAAGAUCUGUUCACUGCUGCAGAUUCAGGAAAGAUCCAUUUCGAGGUGCCCGCCUCUCUGCCUCAGGAGGGUGUGUGUGUGUGUGUGUGAGAGAGAGAGAGAGCAUGCGUGUGUGUUACGAGUGUUUGUAGUCUUCUGAGGCAGACGGACCGGACUCACCUAUAAGUAGGAUAUUAGCGGUUUAUUUUUGAAUAUCAAUGGUUAUUUGUAGAAAGUGUAAUUUAAUGUAUAKCUGGUUACUUCAGCUUUCACCAGAAACAGGUUGUAAAUAUUUGCUUCUUUUCUUUUUUUUUUUUUCUACGCUUGUACAAUUCGCUSCCAUCCCAUUUUGAAAUAUGGUUGUAAAUACGAACGCUCUUCUCGGCAAAGCUGAAUGUUUCUGUGACUGUAGCAUUAUUUUUAUUUUGUUACCGCCCCCUCCUCCUCCUCUUCCUCCUCCCCCCCAUUGACUCUUCAACUUUUGUCUUUUUUUAUUUGUGUGUGUGUGAGUGUAUGUUUGUGUGGAGGAGAGAGACUCACAGACACUGCACUGGUUGGCUAUUUUCAUGGUUCAUUAUAAUAAAAUCACUGUAAUGACAGUUUUA